Molecule: messenger RNA, 423 nt
Organism: Gracilinanus agilis (Agile Gracile Mouse Opossum)
Lineage: Eukaryota; Metazoa; Chordata; Mammalia; Didelphimorphia; Didelphidae
Gene: QRFP
Product: pyroglutamylated RFamide peptide
Exons: 1
Coding region: 1-423 (140 amino acids)
Molecular function (GO): orexigenic neuropeptide QRFP receptor binding
Source: RefSeq, a predicted model, not a curated record
AUGCCAACAAACCAGAUGAAAGCACCUCACUCCCUCUCCUGUCUCCUCUUUCUGACUCUGGGUGCCUGCUUUCCUCCAAGUGACAGAAGAGAAAUUGGAGAUCCAGUGGAUGGCAUGGGCAAGGUCCAGAUGAGAGGGGCAGAGCCGGCAGGUCACCGGCCUGGCUUCCUGGAGGGCACACCCAAGUGGAAGAGAUUCCAAGAUCCAUCCUCCCUGUUCGUCAUGGCAAAGAAACUACAGGGACUUGGUAAAGAGCGAGCCGGUUUCAGAUUCAGGUUUGGGAGGCAACAGGCAGGCAACAAAGCUGCCAGCAUCUACACAGCAAGUGAAGAAAAGCAGAACGGUCUACUGGGGAGCCUGGCCGAGGAACUCAGUGGCUACAUUAGAAAGAAAGGUGGUUUCAGCUUCCGCUUUGGCCGCUGA